Messenger RNA from Acinonyx jubatus (cheetah), 2872 nucleotides. RefSeq names its product TraB domain containing (gene TRABD). The transcript is spliced from 10 exons. NCBI's taxonomy places the organism in Eukaryota, Metazoa, Chordata, Mammalia, Carnivora, Felidae. The coding region runs from base 608 to 1741 and encodes 377 amino acids. The record is from RefSeq and is a predicted model, not a curated record.
GGCUGCUGUGCCCACAUGACUGUCCCCCCCCCAAGCUCCUGGCUCCUUCUGAGGGGGCGGCCGGAGAGCCUUGCUCCUUCCCGCUUCCGCGAUGCUGACACUCACACUGUGGCUCCCGACGGGGCAGCGGCCGUCGCGCUGAGUCUGAGUUCCAGAGACGCCUGGAUGACUCCGCUGAAGGCGUUCAGCACCUACUUGAUACUCAGACUCACGUCUUCUGCUGGGUUUUCUCACCUGCGGGAGUUUGGCGCAGUGUGUUUUGUUCCAGAGCUGGAAAGGGAACGUCCCGGUCUGCCUGACUGCCCCUCAGGGCUGGUCCCUGAGCUCCAAUGCCUUGCUCUCUGUGGGGUAAACGGGAGAUGGGGGUGACAGGUCUGCUCGGCAGAGGACCCCCAGUUCACUGGCGGGGGCAAAGCCAGGCCUCUCCAGCUCUGUUCUUAGCCCCGUGGUGCAGGGUUUGUAUGCCGCUCACAGCCAGACUCUCACACCUGCUGUGCCGGCCACAGGGACCCUGGACCCCGGCCGUCCGUAGCUGGUGACUGACAGGUGUCAAUCUGGAAGGGCAGAGGCGGUAUCCCUCAUCAGUGCCAGGAGCUGCCUCCCAGCCAUGGACGGGGAGGAGGAGCGGUCACCUCAGGAGGCUGACACGGAGCCCGUUGUCCCAGUGGGGUCUUCCGAGGUGGUGCCCAGGGUGCUUUCCGGAGAACCCCAGAACCUGUCCGACGCCGACGCUCUGUCCCUGCUCCUGGAGAUGAAGCUGAGGAGGCGGCGGGAACGGCCCAGCCUGCCGCGCACCGUGACCGAGCUGGUGGCCGAGGACGGGAGCAGGGUGUACGUGGUGGGCACAGCCCACUUCAGCGAUGACAGCAAGAGGGACGUCGUGAAGACCAUCCGGGAGGUGCAGCCUGAUGUGGUGGUGGUGGAGCUGUGCCAGUACCGCGUGUCCAUGCUCAAGAUGGACGAGAGCACGCUGCUCCAGGAGGCCAAGGAGAUCAGCCUGGAGAAGCUGCAGCAGGCCGUGAGGCAGAACGGGGUCAUGUCUGGACUCAUGCAGAUGCUGCUGCUGAAGGUGUCGGCCCACAUCACCGAGCAGCUGGGCAUGGCCCCUGGCGGCGAGUUCAGGGAGGCCUUCAAGGAGGCCAGCAAGGUGCCUUUCUGCAAGUUCCACCUGGGCGACCGGCCCAUCCCCGUCACCUUCAAGAGGGCCAUCGCCGCACUGUCCUUCUGGCAGAAAGUCAAGCUGGCCUGGGGCCUGUGCUUCCUGUCAGACCCCAUCAGCAAGGACGACGUGGAGCGCUGCAAGCAGAAGGACCUGCUGGAGCAGAUGAUGGCCGAGAUGGUCGGCGCGUUCCCCGACCUGCACCGCACCAUCGUCUCUGAGCGCGACGUUUACCUGACCUACAUGCUGCGGCAGGCCGCCCGGCGCCUGGAGCUGCCCCGCUCCUCUGACGCCGAGCCCAGGAAGUGUGUCCCCUCGGUGGUGGUGGGUGUCGUGGGCAUGGGCCACGUGCCGGGCAUCGAGAAGAACUGGACCACCGACCUCAACAUCCAGGAGAUCAUGACCGUCCCCCCGCCGUCCAUCUCCGGCAGAGUGUCCCGGCUGGCCGUGAAGGCCGCCUUCUUGGGCCUGCUGGGCUACGGCCUUUACUGGAUGGGGCGCCGCGCCACCAGCCUGGUCCUGUCACUGCCUGUCGCUCAGCACUGUCUGCAGAGGGCGUCCGCGGCCCGGCCGCGCAAAUAGGAAGGACCAACACGUGGCUGCUCCCGUGUCACCGCUGAGGGGCGCUGGGGCUGGCCCCCCCCCCCCCCAACGAGGAGCGGCUGGGUGCCACCCCCUGUGGGGGUCCAGGCCCGGCCACGCCUCUCCUCCCCCAACCCGCCCAAAUAAAGAAAUAUUUAACUGCUCUGAGCUCAGGCUUCCCAGCAGCCCCCUCCCCACCCUCAUCCCCGGCCCUGCAGGGACCGCUCUUGGGGUUCAUGGGCAUCAGGACGCGCUGGUGGGGGAGGGGCCAAAGGUGCACACUGCCCCACCCCCAUCCCCGGCCCCCAGGUGAAGGGGCGUGGUGGGCAUGGCCAGCCAUCCCCUACCUCACUGUGCCUUCUCACGCGCUGGCAGCAGGAGCCCUGGCCCGGGAGCGAGUCCCAGUGCGUUCUGGGCCACCGGGUUCCUGGCCGGCAUGUUUGGGAAGGGCCAGGUCACCCCACGCAGCUGUGUCGUGGCUCCUGGGAGCGUCCCUCCCGCCUGGGCAGCUUGGCCACGCUCGGUCGUGGCGGGCGCACACCAGCUCUGCUUGCAGACGGUGUGUGGUUUUGUUUUUUAAAAAUGUCUGAAGUUUUUUUACUCAGGUAAUUUUAACUUAAGAGAAAAACUGAAGCAAAUGUCAGAAAAUACUAGCCUUAAACCUGGUUGGGACAAAGAGAACGUGUGUGGGGGGGGACCUCGAUCCCGAGAGGGUGAGCCCGUGGGAGAGAGGUCAGCCUCCGCACGGGGGUGCCAGGCCCGCCUCUGGCUGGGGGCUUCUGGGGCUGCAGCCCUCGGACGGGAGCCUUCCUCGGCCCCAACCUCAGUGGACGGCGGGCGCGUGUCCGCUGUGGGGCGGGACAGACGGAGACCCGAGGUUGGGCCGAGCCCACGCGGGGCUCCCACCCCGGGCACCUCCCUGCGGCCACGCUCCGCGGGUCAUGUGUCUGUGACACGGCCUCUGUGCAGCCCACCCGGGCCCCGGGGCCACGCUUGAUUGUGUUUGUGUUGACUCGAUGUCUGACAAAACCAGGUGAAACCCACGGCCGUGAACGGGGCCGCACCGUGUUUUCCUGUCAUACAUGUACUCAUUCCUGAGAAAUGGAAAUAAAGUCUAAUUUUGGAAGCUCC